UGCUGUAAAUAAAAUGAAAUGAUAUGUGUUGAUUAUUAUCUUUCAACAAUCUGGUUUUUGUUGCACCCGAUAUAAGAUGUGGAACAAAAAUUAUCAAUUUUGAUAUCGAAUAAUCGUAAGCAACAAAAAAAUAAAUAAAUAAAUGUUGAAAUUCAUAAUUAUUGAUUCAGAACAAAACGAAUGAAAUUACUACGGAUGGAAAUACUGCGAAAAAUAUUGUUAGUAUAUUCGAUCAUUUGUCAUUUAGCCGUAUCACGAUCAUCAUCAUCAUCAUCAUCAUCAUCGUUAUAAUCAUCAUAAUUGUACAGUAGCAGUAUCAUGAAUUCAACAACGACAACGUAAAAAUCCAAUGUAUGCUGCUUGUUUGAUGCCAUCGUUUGUUUGACUUGACUUGAUAAUUGACUUUCAAUAACAUCAUCUUGAAUUUCGAAAACAAAACCUGUACACUAUACAUUAUUGGCCGACUAUUGAACGAUGACAUAUUCUUACUCAUCUAAUCAUCAAACAAUGACACCGUUCAACAUACAUGGCGAUCAUGAUGAUCUAUCUGAAACUGAAUUUCUUAAGAAUGCAAUUGCCACACAUAAUAAAUAUGGUAGUACAAAUUGUAAUUUUGGCCAACAAAAUUAUCGCUUUAUAACUCAUUAUAUUGAACCAACGGAUACGUUACAAGGUCUUGCAUUGAAAUAUGGAUGUAAGAUCGAGAAUAUAAAAAAAUUUAAUAAAUUAUAUUCAGAUGAUAAUAAUCAUCUUAGGUCACGUUUUUCCAUAUUGGUACCAAUCGAAACUGAAACCAAGAUACAAUUCGAUUCUGAUCUAUCAUCAUCGCAAUCAUCAUCAUCUAGUCUUGAUCCAUGUAAAAGAAUUUCAAAUGAUCAAUUUAAAAGCCAUCCACAGUCUUUAAAAAGUCCUAAAUUUGAAUGUCGAAAUUCAUAUAGUUUUGACAGCGUUCAAAUCAUGACGACUAAUCGUGAUAAUAAAGCCAACAAAGAUUCGAAAUUGACGAAUAAAUCCAUAAGCUUUAGUGAUACAAAUCAUAUGAAUAAUGGUGCCGAAAGUGUUGCCGAUUUUCUAAUACGAAUCGAUAGUUCAAUAGCUCAAACAAAAAAUCAGAUGGAAAAUCUUUCCAAACGUGUUGCCAGUGAUAUAUCUAUCGAAAAUGAAUUGAAUCGUAUAAAUACAAGAAAAUUCAAUUCACCAUCUCGAAUAUCGACAUCAUUUCGAUCAUCAUCAACAUCGAAUUCAAAUUCAAACAUAUUUGAUCAACAUCAAGAUAACAUACCAAAUGUGACUGUUAAUAAUAGUCGUAAUAAUAAAAAAAUUAAAUCAUCAUUAAAACGUUUGGAAAAAUCUCAAGAAGAAAUUUUCGAAUUGUGAUUUUCUAUUAUUUAUCAUUCAUU
Molecule: messenger RNA, 1400 nt
Organism: Dermatophagoides farinae (American house dust mite)
Lineage: Eukaryota; Metazoa; Arthropoda; Arachnida; Sarcoptiformes; Pyroglyphidae
Gene: red
Product: LysM peptidoglycan-binding domain-containing protein red
Source: RefSeq, a predicted model, not a curated record